CAAAGUCCAGCCAGCAGAGAGUCGAGAUGACGGCCAUCGAGAGCAAAGAGGAGAUCAGCGACACUGACAGUGGGAUUAUCGUUCAUUCUGGUCCCGACAGCCCCACGUCUCCGGUCAAGGACCUGACCACGCACACCCGAGCCCUGAAGCUGAAGCACCAGUCUCUGGAGGAGCGUCUGGAGCUCUGCCUGCUGGAGCUCCGCAAGCUCUGCAUCCGCGAGGCCGAGCUGACAGGUAAACUGCCCUCUGACUAUCCUCUGAUGCCCGAGGAGAAGCUGCCCCGGAUCAGGAGGAGGAUCGGAGCUUCCUUCAAGCUCGACGAGGGUCUGAUCCACCUGGACAAACAGGACUCUGAGCUGCAAGUGCUUGAAACCGACUUGGCUCUUCAGCGGCAGAUUUACGAGGCGGCCCGCAAACUCUCCCUGGAGGGCAACCUCAGCAAACCACAGAAGAAGAGCCGGCUGCAGCAGUGCAAGAGGGAGGAGAAGAAGGUGAAGGACCUGCAGGAGGCUGUGUUCCAGCAGCGCGUCAAGAGCGAGUGCAACUCCCCGUGCAUUAGCGUCUCCAACAACCAGAGCAAAGAUCUGUGCCUGUCUGAUGACAGCUCUCUGUCUGACGUGGUGGCCCUGGAUGAUGACGUGGACUCGUCCAGCCCUCUCUCUCCUCCGGUGCUGGGCUCUUCCUACUCGGACCCCCUGCAGCUGUCAGUCAGCAGCCUCCAGUCAUCCAGUCAGCUCAGCGUGAAGUAUGAGCGCUCUCCCAUCCAGAACUCACCGUGGAAAGAGUCCAGCCUGGAUCAGCCGUACCAGAAGAACACAAACUGUCAGUCUUCAUGCAGCAGCAGGUCAAGCAGUCCAGCAGGAGCCCAGCUGUCAGAGAGCAUCAUCCCUCUGUCUCAGUUCAUAAAGAACGCUGCCCUGCGUCAGAACCACUCCACCAGCGCUCCCUCCACCCCGGAGCUGCACGUCCGCCGGCAAUACUCCCAGUCCUUCAGACUUCCCAAAACUAAGCCGGCUGCUGACGUGGAGCGCCUCAGCUCAGAGAAUCGAGGGCGAGCCCGGCUGCCCCAGCGGCGCUGCGCUGCCGACUUCAUGCUGCGUUCUCCGGAGUUCUCCCCGCUGCGGCCUUACCAGUCCAGCUCAGAGGACAGCAGCUCGGAGCACUCGUCCUCCUCCUACAUCAGCUCUCCUGGCAGGGACAGACCCACCGAGAUCCCCAAGCUCCACCCGCCGCCUUACGGUUUCCACUUCGGAGCACAGAAGAAAGGGCUCGCCAGCUUCGCCGGCCCACACAAGAACAACAGCCCCGGCUACGUGACGACGCUGGCAGAGGACGGCCCGCUGUCCCCUCAGGAGCAGGACAUGGGGAAGUGCCUACUGUCCCCUACCCCCCAGCAGGGACAACUGCAGGAGGGAGCGCUGUCCCCGAGGGGGAUCCUGAAGGCCCCCCCUCCCUACACCAGGUUGGUGCGGACGCCCUCGCUGAAGGAGUACCCCAACCACGCCAUCCGGCUGAUGCCGCGGGAGAUGGUGUCUGAGGAGCUGAAGUCCUGGCACCAGAGGAACCAGCUGCAGAAGCAGAGCGUGAUGAGCCCCACCUCCCCCCACCUGCCCCCCUUCAACCAGGCAUCGGGUAACUUGGUCCUCCAGCGCGCUGCAGACGGGACUCCGGUGCAGUGGUUCAUUGCUAAGGACGCUGAGAUCGUGAGCCAGGUGUGACUGAGAGCUCUGAGUGUAUUUAUAAUAUCCUCUCUGUAUUUAUUAUUCUCUCUCUGUGAGACCCCCCCGCUGAGCACAUUUCUCUCUCGUCUUUUAAUUUAAAACUUAAUGUAAGGUGCUAUGCCAGUUUAUUUAUUUUAAAUUGUUUUCUAACAGAUGUUUCUAAAGUUCCUGAGGUGAAUUUAGGUUCAUACGACAGAUUUGUGGUUUCAAGAACUUCUUUGUGUCUGGAACACAUUUUGCACAUGAAAUCCAUCUACAGUAGUUUUCAAAUUCCCCAUUCCUAAUAUAAUAUUUUAUGUUAUACUUUAUUUAUGUUUCCCCCCUGCAACAUGAAGACUUCUUACUAACAUGUUACACCUUUCUUUACAUAUAUAUAAAUAGUUAAAAUAUAACAUCUAGCCAUGAUGUGAAGUGAGCUGAACCUUAACGUUUGCUAUUUACUGUUGAUAAUGAAUCACUGAGGCCUUGGACGGUGGUUUGAUAAAUGUUUUCACUGCAGUAUGGAGUUUUCUUACUAACCAAGUGAUUGUAUCAGUUUUGAUAUGUUUUGUAUAUUUAUAAUAAAAACAACUCAGCUGA
This is a messenger RNA of Centropristis striata (black sea bass), 2300 nucleotides long. RefSeq names its product innate immunity activator a (gene inavaa). Bases 27 to 1718 code for a protein of 563 amino acids. The transcript has 9 exons. The record is from RefSeq and is a predicted model, not a curated record. Gene Ontology annotation, biological process: adherens junction maintenance; positive regulation of protein ubiquitination. NCBI's taxonomy places the organism in Eukaryota, Metazoa, Chordata, Actinopteri, Perciformes, Serranidae.